Molecule: messenger RNA, 4282 nt
Organism: Cuculus canorus (common cuckoo)
Lineage: Eukaryota; Metazoa; Chordata; Aves; Cuculiformes; Cuculidae
Product: hydrocephalus-inducing protein homolog
Exons: 24
Coding region: 1-3459 (1152 amino acids)
Biological process (GO): axonemal central apparatus assembly; cilium movement
Cellular component (GO): axoneme
Source: RefSeq, a predicted model, not a curated record
AUGGCUCCUCCCGGGACACCUCUGACCUUGCUUCCUUCCUCCAUAGUACUUGCAAGAUAUCUCCGACCAGCGGAGAAGACAGACGUUGUCCUCAUGGCCAUUGAGGCGAAGAGGAACUCCAGCGUCUUUCAGAGGGAGGCGAUAAAACUCACCUCUGCCCUGCCUCGCUGGGACCUGAUGUUCUCCAUGCCCGAGAUACUGGAUAAGCUUUUGAAACAGCUGUCCCUGCACCUGCAGGACAAACAGGAAGGAGAUGUCUUGCCAAAUUCUUCGGUUGAAAUUAAUGUGAUCUUUAAACCCCAAGAAGCCAGAGUCUACAAACAAAUGGUCUACUGUGACAUCUCAGGCCGUGAAACCAGGCUGCCCCUGCGCAUCAAAGGGGAAGGCAUAGGGCCCCAGCUCUGCUCUGACUUGGACCAGCUGGACAUCGGGAAGGUCUCUGUUGAAUCAGCGCAGACUUAUGAGAUGAUCCUGUUUAACAAAGGAGCCAUUGAUGCUUUCUUCAGCCUGGAGCCUCCAACUACAGCUCUGGGCUCCUGCUUCACCUUUCUCCCUCAGGAAGGUCUCAUUUCACCAAACAGGCUCCAAAUCAUCAAGAUCUCCUUCAGUUCCACCAUCCUGGGGGAGUUCACAGAAGAAUUCAGAUUCAAUGUAAAUGGAUCCCCUGAGCCUGUGACUUUGACUAUCAGAUGUGUCAUUCCUCAGCUGCGAGUGCUCAACCCUGUUGUGACGUUUGAAAAGUGCUUCCUGAAAGUCCCCUGUCAGCAGAUGCUGACCAUUGUGAAUGACAGCAAUCUUCCAGGCUGCUACAGGGUUCUUCCUCAGCCGACUCCCCCUGCCUUCAGGAAGGGGAAUUCCCUCUCCAUCGAGCAGAGUCUGGCUGGCACUUACGAGGUGAAGCUGCCCCGGAUCACCCAGCUUGGAAGCAGGAGUGAAACCUGCCAUGGAAAGUCCUUAGCAGCUGACCGGGAGCAGAGCUUUCUCCAGCCUUUCCCAUCGGAAGUUGUAUUUCAGGACUUCGUUCCCUGUGAGGUCUAUGAAAAGCUGCUGGUUCUGAGGAACAGUGACAAGGUUCCUCAGCUGGUGAAGGUCAUCAUGGAACGCUCACCGUAUUUCAAGUUGUUGAUCCCCAGUGGUGUGUACCGUAAGAUACCACCUGGCCUGACUGCAACUUUCCGCAUCCUUUUCACCCCUGAGGAGAACAAGGAUUAUUUCCACCAGCUCACCUGCAUUGCAGGAAAGGAAAAGCUUAUUGUGCCGAUCCGAGCUAUAGGGGCUCGACCUGUCCUGGACUUCCCUGACCAGCUGCACUUCUCCGUCUGUCCAGUCAACUACAGCACCGAGAAAACACUGCUCAUUCGUAACGUCGGUAAUCGGGAGGCCCACUACCGCAUCAGCACUCAGAGCCCUUUCUCUGUUAGUCCCUCCGCUGGGAACCUUGGGGUUGGUGAAGCCACACAAGUAACGGUGGAGUUUCACCCAGUGAAGACGGGGGAUCAUUCCGGGUCCCUGAUAGUUCACUAUGACACAGGUGAAGAUACCCACACAAGCCUUUAUGGAGCGGCUGUAGAUGUCAACAUCAGGCUGGAGAGGAGGUCCUUGACAAUUGAGAAGACUUACCUCACUCUGGAAAACCGCGGCACUGUGGUCAUCCACAAUCGGAGUGGAAUCACUGCCCACUUCCAGUGGAAGGCUUUUGUUACUCAGGAAGAGGAGGAUAAGCGGAAGCUGAGGCUGUGCCAGAGGCUGCGGAGCAGGGAGGAUGACAUGUUGGAUUGUUUUCUCAAGGAGUGCUUGGAGUUCUCCAGUCUCCGAGAAUGCCGUCCUCUUCUCUCCGGCAACGUCCGGAACCAGAGUGCGAAAGGGCAAGGAGACCGCACGCUUUUCUCCAGUGAUAUUUUCACCAUUGAUCCAGUGGAAGGAGAUGUCUUGCCAAAUUCUUCAGUUGUAAUUAAUGUGAUCUUUAAACCCCAAGAAGCCAGAGUCUACAAACAAAUGGUCUACUGUGACAUCUCAGGCCGUGAAACCAGGCUGCCCCUGCGCAUCAAAGGGGAAGGCAUAGGGCCCCAGCUCUGCUCUGACUUGGACCAGCUGGACAUCGGGAAGGUCUCUGUUGAAUCAGCGCAGACUUAUGAGAUGAUCCUGUUUAACAAAGGAGCCAUCGAUGCUUUCUUCAGCCUGGAGCCUCCAACUACAGCUCUGGGCUCCUGCUUCACCUUUCUCCCUCAGGAAGGUCUCAUUUCACCAAACAGGCUCCAAAUCAUCAAGAUCUCCUUCAGUUCCACCAUCCUGGGGGAGUUCACAGAAGAAUUCAGAUUCAAUGUAAAUGGAUCCCCUGAGCCUGUGACUUUGACUAUCAGGGGCUGUGUUACCGGACCACUUGUUCACUUUGAUGUGCCUUCUCUCUCCUUUGGUGAUGUCUCCUUUGGCUUUCCUCGCACAUUGUCCUGUCGCCUCAUUAACACCUCCUCGGUGCUCAGGACCUUCAACCUUUACAUUCCUGACGAUGGCUCAGGAGAGCCCAGUGUCACCAUUUCUGAUCUGAUGUUGGACAACACCCUCCCAUCUCGAAGAAGGAGGAGUCGAAGACAGGUCAGGCCGACUGAAUUUACCAUCACUCCUUGCAGAGGGAUCAUCCAGCCCCAGGGAUUCCAGGAUAUCCAGAUCACCCUGUGUUCCAACACUGUGAAGAAAUACCGUCUGGCACUGGUGGUGGACGUGGAGGGUGUUGGCAAGGUGUCUUCAUUGCUCCUCAGAGCCAGGUGUGUCAUUCCUCAGCUGCGAGUGCUCAACCCUAUUGUGACGUUUGAAAAUUGCUUCCUGAAAGUCCCCUGUCAGCAGACGCUGACCAUUGUGAAUGACAGCAAUCUUCCAGGCUGCUACAGGGUUCUUCCUCAGGAACACAAGGACGCUGCUGCUGUGCAGUACUCCAGCCCUGUGCCGUGUGGGAUUAUCCAGCCUUGCAGCUCAGUGGAGGUCCCAUUUACACUGGAAGCCCAGGUGACGGGAGAGGAGGACACUGUUGCUUGUGUUGCGGCAUUUGGGAAGGAAGAAUUCCCGCUGGAAAUCCAUUUGGUGAGCAUUGCAGAAGGACCAGUUGUCUAUGUCUGGCCAAGUAAAAUAAAUUUCGGCAGUAUCCAAGUCCUACAAGACUCUUCCCGGACUCUCCGCCUCUGCAAUCAAACCAUCAUCCCUGCGUCCUUCACGGCACAGAUGGCUGGCAAACACUCACGCUGGAGGAUUGAACCCAGUCAAGGAGUGAUUCCCCCCAACACCGACCUGGCUCUGGCUGUUAUAGCAAACUUGGAUGGCAUCAAGAAAUUCAAGGAUGAGGUGAAGGUCUUCAUAGGGAACAGCCGGAGCUACAUCAUCCCCGUUCAGGCUGUUGGCGUCGGCACCACGACGGUUAUCAACAAACCCAUUGCUCCAGAGGUCAACUUGGGGCCCCACUUCAGAUAAGCAGACGACGUUGGAAGGCAGCUAUCAUACAGGAAAACUUCCCAGAAGUUCUUGAACUUUUCCAGUUCAGUUUGUAUCAAUGUUUAUAAAUGCCUCCAAAAAGCCACAGUCAUACAACCCAUACUCAGUCUACAUGGUACCAUACUGGAUAACAAUUGUCCCCUUCAAAAAGAAAAAUAAAGUUAGAACCUGACCGAUUCCCCCAUGCACACACAAAGAACAAAUCUUUUGGAUUAGAAAACCAAAAAAAAAGUCAUUUAAAUUCUUACAUAUUUAAAUAUAAGAAUAUAAAUUCUUAAAUAUUUCAAUUAUCAGGUUUCCUUUAGCUGCUUUGUGUUCCCCCCUAAAGAAACUGACAUUACUGGGAGCGGAGGAAUCAACUUUCCCAGUGCAGAUCUGCAAAUACCUUCACACUGUCCUAACUGGAGCGGAUCUCAGCUCUCGCCUCCCAGCCAGGGACACAGAGGGCUCAUUGCUGCUGCCCAUACACAGAUGAUGAGCAGCACUUCUGUACCCUUAGUGCUGAGGUGUCUUCUCCAUGGGUCUGCCAGAUAAUGGAGCUGUCAUGGGAGAGCUGUGCCCUUCUGAAGGGCUGCCCAAAACACAGAAGGACUCUGCAGGCAAAGAAUCAAACAUCACAAAUGCCGUGUCCCCCGAAUGGAGAAUCUGGUCAUUUGCAUUGCCCUGAACCUGCUGAUUAGGAGAGGGAUUGGUCUCUACUCCCAUGGCUACACCUGCAUGGCAGGACCCGCGGGACUGAUCUCUGAACUGCAGCUUAACCCAAACCCAAUCCCAGAAGGUCCAGUGGUAAGAACCAGGUGAG